Messenger RNA from Dunckerocampus dactyliophorus (ringed pipefish), 12952 nucleotides. RefSeq names its product phospholipid-transporting ATPase ABCA1-like. The record is from RefSeq and is a predicted model, not a curated record. Gene Ontology annotation, biological process: transmembrane transport; lipid transport. Gene Ontology annotation, molecular function: lipid carrier activity; ATP hydrolysis activity; ATP binding. The coding region runs from base 156 to 7148 and encodes 2330 amino acids. The transcript has 50 exons. NCBI's taxonomy places the organism in Eukaryota, Metazoa, Chordata, Actinopteri, Syngnathiformes, Syngnathidae. Gene Ontology annotation, cellular component: membrane; intracellular membrane-bounded organelle.
CUAGGGGCGGUACUUUUAAGCUUUGGGCUUGCAAGUAUUAGUAGUAAGGAAAUAGAGACGUUUCCGGACAACUGAGCUUUAAAAACCCCGAAUGACACUCUCCUCUGUACUCUACAAAGCUGUAGACCACCGUGGUCAAGUAGCUGUUGAGAGCAAUGGCUUUUUUUCGCCAGCUUUACCUCCUGCUCUGGAAGAACAUCACCUUCCGCAGGAGAAACAAGAUUCAACUGACCAUCGAACUCCUCUGGCCGCUCUUGCUCUUUCUCAUCCUCAUUGCUGUUCGCAGUUCAAACCUUCCUUUCGAACAAGGCCAAUGUCACUUUCGUAACAAAGCUUUGCCAUCAGCAGGCACCUUGCCCUGGAUGCAAGGUAUAAUCUGCAACAUCAACAAUCCCUGCUUCAACAGCACGACUGCAGGGGAGAUUCCGGGCCAAGUUGGCAACUAUGACAACUCCAUAAUUUCUCGUGUCUUUGUGGACGCACAGGCGCUUUUGUCCCGGACUGCAAACCAGGGAUUCUCAGGCCUGCAGGAGCAGAUGGACAGCAUCAAUAGGCUGAAAGACAUACCUGGAAUGUUGCCUGGAAUGUUGCCAAAAAAUCCCACAAUAGCAGAGUUCCUGAAAGCCAACGAGACAUUUUCCACCUAUUUGCGCAACACUGCCGGGCUUUCACCUGCGGCUGUUGAUCAGCUGCUAAAGGCUCGCCUCAAUUUUCAGAAUUUUCUGGCAAGACCUACGGUGGAUCUAAAGGAUUUGGUGUGCGAUCUAAAUGCAGUAAGAGAGUUUCUGACUGUGGAGGAAGGGGAAACAGCGCUGGUUGAUCUGCAAACUCAGCUGUGUAAACUGCCUGCUGGCAUCCUUGACGAGAUACAGCGCCUCCUUCUCACUCAGCAGGACUUAAUGUCGUUAACGACGGGCAAUGUCAUGCCAGCCAAUGUGGCUGACCGGUUGAACACCAUGCAAGCCACCAACACUAUUUACCAGCAGGUUAAUGGCAUCAUGGAUACCUUCUCCUCCCUUUCCAGUUUCAUAGAUAUGAGCAAGGAACUCCGCCUUAUGUUUACUGAGGAUCAGACAGUUCUACGCCGGCAGCGUUUUCAGGCUUUCUCAAAGAUCAUGUGUAGUCGUCCUGGUCCUGCCGGUGAAUCCAUCCCUUCACUCAACUGGUAUGAAGACAUUGACAUGAAGUCCUUCUUGGGGAAAAACAGCAGUGAAGACAAGAAACGUCAUCGUGGUGAUGCCUUCACUCCUUUUUGUCAGAGGUUUAUUCAAGAUCUUGAAUCCAAUCCCCUGUCUCGCAUUGCAUGGCGAGCAAUGAAACCUCUUCUCAUUGGAAAACUCCUGUACACACCCAACACACCUGCAGUUGAACAAGUUAUGAAAGAGGUUAACCGGACUUUUCAAGACCUGCAGAUCUUGCAGGACCUAUCCAAUGCUUGGUCGGAGCUGGGGCCCAAAAUUAAGAAUUUUAUGACGACUAGUGUGGAAGUUAAGCAACUGAAGCGUUUGCUUCAGCGUCCAUUUUAUGCUGAGGCGGUCAACCUGCAACUGCAGAACACGUCCUGGACAGCCUCACAGAUUGCACGUUUCCUAUCCAAUCCCUCGUCAUAUGCACCACGGAGGCCUGGAGAACUUUCAACCUGGCUGGAUUUAUACAAUCACCUCAACCACUCUAUCACCUCGCUUGCACAAGUCUCUCAGUGUUUCUCCACCAACAAGCUGGAGGGGUUCAACAGUGAAGACCAGCUGAUAAGCAGGGCUUUGGAGCUCCUGGAGGACAGGCAGUUUUGGGCAGGCGUGGUGUUUCUGCUUCCUAACUCUUCUUCUCCUGAGCUGCCGCCGCAUGUCAAAUACAAGAUCCGAAUGGAUAUCGAUGAUGUUACCCGUACUCAUAAGAUCAAGAACAAGUUUUGGGAUCCUGGUCCGGCAGCUGACCCCUUUAACAUGCACUACAUUUGGGGUGGCUUUGUGUAUGUUCAGGACCUGGUGGAGAGAGCUCUGACACGCAUCCUGACUGGAGCACCACAAAAGACAGGCAUCUACGUUCAGCAGAUGCCGUACCCAUGCUUUGUGGACGAUGUUUUCCUCCGAGUGUUGAACCGCACCCUUCCCCUCUUCAUGAUACUGGCCUGGAUCUAUUCAGUGGCAAUGAUCGUCAAGGGUGUGGUGUAUGAGAAGGAAGCCAGACUGAAAGAAACCAUGAAAAUUAUGGGUCUGAAUACAGGAACAUUGUGGCUCAGCUGGUUCAUCAGCAGCCUUGCACCUUUCCUGCUCUCUGCUGCACUCCUUAUUGCUGUGAUGAAGUUGGGUGAAAUCCUGCCAUACAGCAACCCGGCUGUCGUCUUUUUUUUCCUGUUGGCAUUUGCCACUGCCACUAUCACGCAGUGUUUCCUCAUCUCGACUUUCUUCUCCAAGGCCAACAUGGCCGCUGCAUGUGGAGGGCUUAUAUACUUUAGCCUCUAUCUUCCCUACAUACUGUGUGUGGCCUGGCAAGACCACCUCAACACAACUCACAAAGUCUUUGCUAGUUUUCUGUCACCUGUGGCAUUUGGGUUUGGCUGUGAGUGUUUCUCUCAAUACGAGGAGCAAGGCAUCGGUAUCCAAUGGUACAAUUUACAGUCCAGUCCCGUGGAAGGAAACUCAUACAACUUCAGUACGGCUAUAGUUAUGCUUUGGGUGGAUGCCUUCAUCUACACUGUUGCAGCCUUGUACAUCGAAGCCGUGUUCCCUGGUGACUAUGGCAUCCCCCAACCAUGGCACUUUGCCUUUCAUAUCAACUACUGGAUUGGUAUGCCCCUGGAGGCCGCCAUGCCAAUCCCUCCUGCCCCUCCUGACCAGGGUGAAGAUCACAUUGAACCAGAACCAGGUAACCUGGUCCUUGGUGUCAACAUAUCAAACUUGGUGAAAAUCUACAAGAAGGGAGCCAAGUUGGCAGUCAACCACCUCAACUUGAAGUUCUAUGAGGGGCAGAUCACCUCGUUUCUGGGCCACAACGGAGCAGGCAAAACUACUACCAUAUCUGUCCUGACGGGUUUGUUCCCACCUACCUCGGGGACAGUGUACAUUAACGGGAUGGACAUCCGCUACGAUAAGGAUGUCAUCCGAAGGACCCUAGGAGUGUGUCCACAACACAAUGUCCUGUUUGACACUCUAACAGUGGAGGAGCAUGUGUGGUUUUAUGGAUGUCUCAAGGGUUUGCCUGAAGCACAGGUGAAGGCAGAAGUGGACUCUCUGCUUGAUGAUGUCGGUCUGCUCCACAAGCGACAUGAACAGACCAAAAACCUCUCUGGUGGCAUGCAGCGGAAGCUGUCUGUGGCAAUUGCAUUUGUUGGCGGCUCCAAGGUGGUUGUUUUGGAUGAACCUACAGCAGGGGUUGACCCGUACGCCCGCAGGGGGAUUUGGGACCUGCUGCUCAAAUACCGCAAAGACCGAACCAUCAUCCUGUCCACUCACUACAUGGACGAGGCGGAGCUACUUGGUGAUCGGAUCGCCAUCAUCUCCAACGGGAAGCUAUGCUGCUGUGGCUCGCCACUCUUUCUUAAAUCUAAACUGGGAUCUGGCUACUAUCUGACUGUGGUCAAGAAAGAACAGUUGAACCCCAGCACACCCACCAGUACCAGAAACGGCAAGGACAAGCCUGCUCUAACCAAGGACAGCAGUUUAUUCAUUUGGGGAGACAUCGGGCCGGGUAGUGAGGGCAACACCUCACAUGUGGCUGCACUGCUCUCUUUGGCACAACACCACAUUCCUGGUGCAAGGCUGGUGGAAGAAUCAGGUCGUGAGGCACUGAUAAAUCUACCCCAGGAAGCCGCAAAGAACAGCAGCUUGGCUGUCUUCCUGUCUGAACUGGAUCGGAACCUAGAUGAACUUGGAAUCAGCAGCUACGGCUUGUCUGACAGCACUUUGGAAGAAAUCUUCCUUCGAGUGGCAGAGGAAAGUGAUGUUGAUGCUGAACCAGCGCCGGACCCCAAUCCUUCUCAGCGGCUUCACCCAUCAAAGCAGAGGCAACAUUCGGAAGAACCAGAGACAGGAAGGAAGUGGCUUCGUAAUCAAGAACCUCUGGAGACGGACAUGCUGAGUGGAGAUGGUCGAGGUGGGUUACCCUUGACUGGAUUGCGGCUGGCCUGGCAGCAGCUCAGAGCUCUCUUCAUCAAACGAUGGCUGUAUGCUCGCAGGAGUCGUCGGGGAGUCUUUGUUCAGAUUGUCCUGCCUGCUGUGUUUGUGUUGGUCGCUCUGAUCGCCAGUCUCAUUGUACCAGCACCAGGAAAGUAUCCGUCCCUGCAGCUCCAGCCAUGGAUGUAUGGAGAACAGUACACUUUCUUCAGCAAUGAUGCUCCUGGAAAUGAAACCAUGAACAACCUACUGGACGCUCUGCUGGACCAGCCAGGUUUUGGAACCAAGUGCAUGGAGAAGGAAAACAACAGCGUGAGCCCUCUGUGUGACAGCCAGCCGGGACGUAUGUUCAUGCGGCCUCAGAUCUCCUACUCCACCUGGGAAAUGUUCAAUAAAGGCAACGGGACCAAAGAGAAGACUUCUCCUGACUGCCAAUGCAGCACAGAGGCUCUAAGACGGAUGCUCCCUGAUUGUCCGGAGGGGGCAGGCGGACCUCCGCCACCACAGAUCAAGAGGCAGACUGGUGACAUUCUCCAAAAUCUGACCAGUUAUAACAUCUCAGAUUACCUGGUGAAGACCUACCCUCAAAUCCUUAAGAGGAGCCUGAAGACCAAGAAGUGGGUGAAUGAAUUUAGGUAUGGUGGUUUCUCUCUGGGAGGAAAUACUAUCCCGUCUUCAUCUGAAUUGUCUGUUCGAAGUUCCAUUCAGGCACUCAAAACCCAAUAUUCUAUUCCACAGGGUAGUGCUUUGGAUCAAUUCCUAAACAAGCUACCUGGUGUCAUGGAACGACUUAACACUCCAAACAAUGUCAAGGUGUGGUUCAAUAACAAAGGCUGGCAUGCUAUGGUGUCAUUUGUUAAUGUGAUGAACAACGGCCUUCUCAGGGCCGGCCUGACACGCGGUCCGCAGAGACUGAGACAUGGUAUCACUGUCUACAAUCACCCAUUGAAUCUCACCAAGGAGCAGCUUAGCCAAAUGGCCAUGAAGACGACAUCGGUGGACCUUAUUAUUUCUGUCUGUGUGAUGUUUGCCAUGUCCCUGGUGCCAGCCAGUUUUAUCCUUUUCCUGAUCGAGGAGCGAGCCUGUAAAGCCAAACACCUCCAGUUUGUCAGUGGCGUCAAACCAAUCCUCUACUGGGUGACAAACUUCUCUUGGGACAUGCUGAACUACACGGUCCCGGCUGUCAUGGUUGUGCUGAUCUUCGUCUGUUUCCAGCAGCAGGCUUACGUCUCGGAUACCAACCUGCCGGCUCUCAUCCUGCUUCUCCUCCUCUAUGGGUGGUCCAUCACUCCCUUGAUGUACCCAGCAUCCUUUGUAUUUAGCGUUCCCAGCACGGCCUAUGUUUUUUUGACCUGCAUCAACCUCUUCAUCGGAAUCAAUGGCAGCAUUGCAACAUUUGUCCUGGAAUUGUUUGAAGAUGAGCAUUUGAGUAAGGUGAACGAAGUCCUGAAGAAGAUGUUCCUCAUCUUCCCGCAUUUCUGUUUGGGACGAGGACUCAUCGACAUGGCUAAGAACCAAGCCAUGGCCGAGGCCUUUCAGAGACUGGGCACCACGCAGACCCUGGACCCUUUCCAGUGGGACUUUGUCGGGAAGAACCUCUUCGCUAUGGCAGUAGAAGGUGUUGUCUUCUUUAUUUUCACCAUACUGUUGCAGUACAAGUUCUUCAUGCGCUGCAGACCAUGGUGGGUUGUGUCUGAGAUCCCUCCUCUCGGCCCAGAAGAUGAGGACGUGGCCAAGGAGAGAGAGCGGGUCAAACGUGGCGAAGUGAACACUGACAUUCUGACCAUGAUGGACCUGAGCAAAGUGUAUAAAGCUGGCAGGAAGCCGGCAGUGAAUCGUCUCUGUCUGGGGAUUCCUCGUGGCGAGUGUUUUGGUCUGCUUGGUGUCAAUGGAGCAGGAAAGACGACAACAUUUCGCAUGCUGACAGGAGACACACCCAUCACCUCUGGAGAGGCUCUCCUCAACCACUACAGUGUCCUGACAGAGAUGGAGCGGGUUCACCAGAUGAUGGGCUACUGCCCGCAGUUUGACGCUAUCUGCGACCUGCUGACUGGCAGGGAACAUUUGGAGCUGUACGCCCGUCUGCGGGGGGUGACCGAGGAGUCAGUCACAAAGGUGGCUCAGUGGGGUGUGAAGAAGCUGGGACUGAGCCAGUAUGCUGACCAAGAGGCUUGGCGCUACAGUGGAGGCAACAAGAGAAAGCUUUCCACUGCCAUCUCCUUGAUCGGAGCUCCACCUGUCUUGUUUCUGGAUGAGCCCACCACUGGCAUGGACCCAAAAGCUAAAAGGUUCCUGUGGAACUGCAUCCUCAGCGUCACCAAAGAGGGAAGGGCUGUAGUUCUGACCUCCCACAGUAUGGAGGAGUGUGAGGCUCUCUGCACCAGAAUGGCCAUCAUGGUCAAUGGCAGUUUCCGGUGUCUUGGCUCAGUGCAGCACUUGAAGAACAGGUUUGGCGACGGCUACACCAUCAUUCUUCAUCUGACAGACACCAGUAAAUCAGAUCCAGACUCAUGCCCCAUCAACAAUUACAUCACUCACACCUUUCCCGCCAUCGAGCUGAAGGAGCAGCACCAGAACGUGCUGCAGUACCAGCUGCCCUCGCACGCCUGCUGCCUGGCUCGACUGUUUGACGUGCUGGCCAACAACUACGAGGAGCUGGGUAUCAGUGACUUCUCUGUUUCACAAACCACCCUGGACCAGGUCUUUGUCAACUUUGCAAAGGAGCAGACUGAUGACUACCAGCUCAUAGACGUGAUCAUCAGUAAUGGGGAAGUACAUACCAACCCGGGCUCCCCGCAACCUCAGAUUAACCCUCCUACCACCCAUUCCCCGCCAUCAUUCCCGCUGAAGCAAAGGCCAUUCAAAGAUCAGGCAGAAAAGAAAGGUAGAAAAAGAGGUAAAAGCCGCCGACGCUUGAGUGGUAGUAACGAUGAGGAUGGUGGCACUCAGGGAGCGGUGAGUCUGUCAAAUCACAGCCGUAAAGAUCCUUUUGCUCUCUUUAUAGUUGGCACCAGCACAGAGGACACCUCGCUGUGACAAAGUCAGAAUUCAGCUACGAGCUCUGUUUAUGUCUGUGUUCAGUUGGAAUGUGGAGCCAACCUGGAAGUUAAGAUAUUAGAGCCCGGAAAGCUCCUGGAUUUACGACAAGCAUGGACCUAUCUUACAGCUCCUGGAUUUACUACAAACAUGGAUCUAUCUUACAGCACAGACAGUUGUGGCCAAAAGUUUUGAACAAGCGUUGGUUUUCACAAAGUUUGUUGCUUUGAUGUUUUAAGCUCUUUUUGUCAGAUGUUACUGUGUUGUUCCCCAAGCCACUUCGCUAUCACUUUUGCCUUUGGCAAAGGCAUUAUCCGUCACCAAACUGUUCUUGGAUGGCUGGGAGAAGUGGCUUUCCGAGGCCGUUUUGGUACCAUUCUUUAUCCAUGGCUGCGUUGUUAGGAAAAUUUGUGAUUGGCUGAGAAGCAACCCCACACAUGAAUGAUUUCUGUAUGCUUUACUGUUGGCAUGACACAGGGCUAGUAGUAGUGCUCACUUUUUCUUCUCUGGACAAGCUUUUUUCUAGAACAAACAGAAAAGGGAUUCAUAAGAGGAAACGGUUUUACCCCAGUCUUCAGGAGUCCAUCCAUCCAUUUUCUAUGCCACUUCUCCUCAUUAGGGUCACAGGGGCAUGCUGGAGCCUAUCCCAGCUGACUUCGGCCAAUGGCAGGGCACAUGUAGAUAAACAACCAUUCACACUCACAUUCAUACCUAUGGACAAUUUAGAGUCGCCAAUUAACCAAACAUGCAUGUUUUUGGAAUGUGGGAGGAAACCGGAGUACCUGGAGAAAACCCACGCGCACAUGGGGAGAACAUGCAAACUCCACACAGAGAUGCCCAAGGGAGAAUCGAACCCAGGUCUUCUCGAUUUCCAGACUGUGACUGUGUAGCCACUAGACCACCGUGCGGCCUUCAGGAGUCCAAUCACUGUAUAUUUUACAGAAUACCAGUCUGUCCCUGCUUUCCUAAAGAGAAGUGGCUUCUAUGCGCCUUUCUUGACACCAGGCCAUCUUCCAAAAGCCUUUGCCUCACUGUGCGAGCAGAUGCUCUCCCACCUGCCUGCUACCUUUCUUGAGCAAGUGCUGCACUGGUGGUGUCCUGAUCCCACUGCUAAAUCAACUUUCAGACUUUGCUUUCUGGACUUUCUUCGGCGUCCUGAAGCUUUUUUCACAAAAGUUGAGCCUCUUUCCUUGAAGUUCUUAAUGAUCUGAUAAAUGGUUGGUUGAGGCACAAUCAACCAACUAUUGACUGGUUGACUGGUCGCAGCAAAAUCAUUGCCUUUUUGUGCAAAGUAAUGACGACUGCAUGUGUUUCCUUUCAGGAAACCAUGGUUAAAAGCGGAAAAAGGACGAUUUUCUGUUAUUCUCACUAACGCGAGAUCGACAGGCGCAUUGGUGCGAUGUCUGCGGACUCUGCAUCGGCCCGUUGUGGCGAAGAGCGAGCUGAGCCGAAAGGCAAAGCUCUCAAUUUACUGAUCGAUCUAUGUUCCUACUUUAACCUAUAGUCAUGAGUUUUGGGUACUGACCAAAAGGACAAGGUCGCAGGUACAAGUGGCUGAAAUUAGUUUUCUCGGGCGUCUGGUUAGGAUGCCCCCUGGUCGCCUCUCUAGUGAGGUGUUCAGGGCACGUCCGACCAGUAGGAGGCCUUGGGGAAGACCCAGGACACGUUGGAGACACUGUCCCGCAACUGCCCUGGGAUCGCCUCAGGAUCCGCCGGGAGGGGGAAGUCUGGGCUUCCCUGCUUAGGCUGCUGCCCCCGCAACCCGAUCUCGGAUAAGCGGAAGAAGAUGGAUGCGUUAUUCUCACUCAGUCAGAAUGACCGAGCCUUUGUCCCUGUUAACACUCUCACCUACUGUAUGUUAACCAGAGAAUCCCUAACAUGAUGUCAUCGGGUCCUUUUGUGGUAGGGCUGAGAUGCAGUUCAAUGUUUUUUGAGGGGGGAUUAAGUUCAUUUUCAUAACAAAGAGGGACUUUGCAAUUAAUUGCGAUUGAUCUUAUCACUCUUCAUAACAUUCUGGAGUAUAAGCAAAUUGCCAUCAUGAAAACUGAAGCAGCAGACCUUAUGAAAAUUUGUCAUUCUCAAAACUUUUCGCCAUGACUGUAUAUACUGAUUCCGCAGUGGCAUGUCAUCCUCUGUAGAACUGAGACGCGGUGCUUCCAGUAAUGACUUCAGUGCCUUGUUCAAACCUUAUCACAGCUUUAGCUUUGCACUCUUCUGUUGCUUGCUCUUUUCACUCCAAACUCAGAUUUGAUGCUUCCUAAGUCGUGUGUGAACGGCAUUCCUCAGGGGCUGGUCAUUAGACCUCUUACAAUGUCAACCUUUUUUUUUGCACUUUAAAAAGGAAAAGGCUGUAAACACUCAAAAUUAUACCUCUGAUAUUAUAUCGUGGGACAAAUGAGGUUCCAGUAUUUUCUUUUCAUCAAACAGUGGAACCCGUUUUAAGCCAACAAACUGUCUGUCGACCAACUCAUUAAGUCUUGGUCCACCGUGUUCUUCUUAUUACUAUAAAGCGCCCGCUUACGCCUACGUCGGCGAGCACGGUCGACCGCAUAAAAUGUGACACUUAAAAGGGGUCAUUUCUUCGAAACAUCGGUCUGUCUCGUCACACGGUAUUGAAACAUGCUCACAGUGACUUCCUGUUCAGCGAAAAGUAAGCUUCAACCUGGAUUCUACCAGCAACUAGCAAAAUGCACCCGUUUAAAGAUUGGCGUAUGUACAACAGCUUUGUCAUUGUCGUCAAGACAUACAAAGAAAUUACCGCAGUAGUACAGUAAGGCAAGUAUAAAAUAUUGCAUGAAAACAGGAAUGUAGGAAACUCAUGUGAACAAAUGGCCGUAAGUUCAAAAAUAGUAUAUUGUCGCCAUUCUCCUUAUGCCUCUGGAGAAAGUCAGUCAAAAGUAAAAGCGCAAGCAAUGGCUAGUUUUGUUUUCGAUUAUGUCGACAACCGCUUAUGUCAGCCAGUCCGUGGGGCGUCGACUUAAACAGGUUCCACUGUCUGUGUUUUUCUUUGACUUGAACUUCUAAAAUAUUUAUGUGGGACAGCAUCACUUGAUAUUUGUGUUUUCUUAUUUAAUUUUCAGAUUACGAGUUUGUUUUUUCUGACAAUUUGUUCAAUCCCACUACUAUUGAUGUGCAUGGAGCUCUGCUGCAAUAUCUUGUCUGAAAAAUUAUAAUAAUACUGUUACAUAUUUAUUAUUCUAUUUAUUGUAAGACAUUUUUUUAAUUUGUGUCUAAAUAUUCUCUUCCAACCAAAAAUAGGUAACUACACUGUGAUGUCACGCUGGAGAUUGCAGACUUGAUGGGAGGAAAAAAAAAUAACAAGAACUUGUUGUACAAAUGUGUGUUUCCGGAAUGAAAACAUUUACCCCUGAAUGUUUUUUAAGCUGUUACAUAGUUGCACUUGAAGCAUGAUUGUUUGGCUCGUCUACAUGUAGUCAGUCGGCUGGUCACUAGAUGCUGAAAACAUACUAAUGAAGAGAACGCUUGUACUGUAUAUGUCCUAUAUCAGGAGUGUCCAAAGUGCUGCCCGGGGGCCAUUUACCGGCCGUGCCUGUUUUUUUUUUUUUUUUUUUUGGCUCUCAGCAUCUUCUAAAAAUAUAAUUUAACAAGGAAAAAAAAAGCAAAAAUUACAAAAAUCUGUAAUUGUGCAAGAAUAGAUUCUAAAUAAUAGGAAACAAGUUGUAAUUUAAUGAGAAAUGUUAUGAUUUUACAAGAAUAAGGUAAUAUUACAAGGACAAAUGAUGUUAUUUUAGUAGCAUAAAGUUGAAAUAUUAAGGGACAACAUUAAUUUAGUUUUAUUUGAACAUGCAUGAAGGUUACAAUGGAAUACAUCUCAUGAAUCAUCCUUUCACAGUUCCACAUGUCCAAAAGGAGUAGGAAGAAUCAUCCUUCCCCCUCUUCCAUUCCACAUCUUGUACAGUACAUAUUAUUCACUUCCUGCAUUCCAUGUAAUAUUAUUCCAUAUAAUAAUCAGUGUAAUAAUAAAUAAUAAUAACAAACAAGCAUGACAGAACAAUCAGUGUAAUGAUCAAGACUCUUCUGCUUUGUAUUUAGAAAACAUCUCCUGCUUGUGUUGGUUUUUGUGUUUGCUCAUCUCGGUACAUUGUUUGACUUCCUUACUCAAUCCAUUCCAUAGUUGAACUCCCCAUACAGAAAUGCUGUGGGUUUUCAGCCUUGUUCUCUCAUAUAAGUGUUUUAAAUUUGAUUUUUUUUGGAGAAACAAGGAAUAAAGUUGUACUUUUUGGAAAACUAGGGUGCGGAAAAAGUUACAAUGCUAUGGGAAUGUUCCCUCGUUCUAUCGCAGUUUUUCUUUUUUGUUACAGUGUGUGAACGCUGUUACAGGCCUGUGUCAUCGCAACUUGCAUGUUGGCUUGUCAAUGAAUCUUGGCUGCGUCUGCAGCAAUAUGUUUUAACAAGGAUACAAAAACGCUACAGUAGAGCAGAACGGUGCCAGGACAGAAAGGCACGGCCACAUGAGUGAAAUAUGAGUGAGUGACUUAAUAAUUUCUUGUGUUGAUCAUUAAUGUUGAUCAUUCAAAUUCAAACAAGAGAGAAAUGUUAUUGCCUGUCUGAGAAAAGUGUAUAUAGUGUAUGGUGAGGGGUUUUUACAAUAAUUGUAAAAAAAAAAAAUAAUAUUGGCUACUUCGAGGAUUUCACUUAUUGCGGGCUAUUUUGGGAACCUAUCCCCCGCGAUAAACGAGGGAACACUCUAAAGUCAAAAAUAUUUAAAUAUAAAUAUAAAGAAAAUUUACAAGAAGAAAGUUGAAAUAGCUGAAAAAAAAGUCGAAAUGAUACUAAUUUCACAUGAAUAAACUACCGAGAGAAACAAUUUGUAUUCUAACGAGAAAGAAAUUGUAAUUUUAUGAGAAUAUACUCGGAAUAUUAUGAGGAAAAAUUUUGUCAUUUUAGUAGCAAAGAGUUGAAAUAUUAAAGACAAUGUGUUAUAUUUAAAAAGCUGUAAUAUGACAAACAAGCAAGAAAAAAGUUGUCAUUUUUGGAAAAUUAGGUUGGGGAAAAAGUUAUAAAUAAUAGGAAUAAAGUCACAAUAUUACAAGAAGAAAAUGUACAAAGACUAUUUGAAAUAUUGAGUUGAAAUAUUUGGAAAAUGGGGGGAGCCCAAAGACCAAAGUUUGUCCUAAUAAGUUUUUUUUCAUCUACAUCACAAAGCUGAGAUGCAGUUUUUUCUUGAAACAUAACUUCUUUGCAUAUCUACUUGCAUGCUUUCAUUUUUCAGUAUGUGGCCCUCGGUGGAAAAGGUUUGGACACUCCUGUCCGACAUGAAUGUCUGAUCGGCCAUUUGGGAGAGUAUCACUGCAGAGGAUGAUGCAUCAAAAUCAAAACUGUUUACUGCUUUACUUUUAUUGUACUUGUAUUUAUUCAUCCUUUUAUGACUUACUGUGGUACAGGGUUUUUUUGUUUUGACAGUUACAUAUCCUCUUUUUCAGUCAUUACACAAAGUAUGUUGCUUCUGUUAUAACAAUCUGAAGCUUGAAAACUUGAAAUUAAGCACCGGUGCUGUGUUCCAACUUUUGUAAUGACCUUUUUUUCAUGUUUUUUCAACUAUUGCAGUCAAUCAAUUUCCAUUGUUGGUUAUUUAAUAAAAACUAAUGUUCUCAUUUAAACUCAGAAGACUUCUUCCUAUUGUCUGUCAAUAAUUGCAUUUUAAAAUAAGGGGCAAUUUCCGUAAGUGCAAAUAAGGGAAAUAUUGGUAUCGGACUACUAGCAAAAUUUAUAGCAUGCACACAAACGCCACUCCUCCCCAUUGAAUAGGAAAGCUGUUACACGUGUGGUUGAGUGGCGAUAAU